This is a messenger RNA of Amphibalanus amphitrite, 2815 nucleotides long. Its product is annotated as AF4/FMR2 family member lilli-like. Gene Ontology annotation, cellular component: SWI/SNF complex; nucleus. Gene Ontology annotation, molecular function: transcription coregulator activity. Lineage: Eukaryota; Metazoa; Arthropoda; Thecostraca; Balanomorpha; Balanidae. Bases 261 to 2741 code for a protein of 826 amino acids. The transcript has 7 exons. Gene Ontology annotation, biological process: regulation of transcription by RNA polymerase II. The record is from RefSeq and is a predicted model, not a curated record.
GUUCCUUUUAGUAUAUUGAAUUGAAUGGAGAGCGACGGCUGAUUUGAGAUAUUUAUUUCCAACUGCCCUUUAUGUAUGAAUAAUGUAAAUAAAGUGCAUAUGCAUUGUGCAUAGUGGUUCCCAGAUCAUGUGCCAUCCUGAAAUAACUAUGCCUGCAUGGAAGGAUGUGCACCAAAUAAAUAAAUAAUGUAACAGCUAACAACCGUAACAGCUGACUGACAAGGUUCUUUUGAAGACUGUGUAUUCAAAACUUCUUCAAUAUGGACAUGUCUGGUGGCCAUAAGCUGAUAUGCAUGAUUUGCAAUGCAUCCAGCGGCAGCCACUAUUUCGGCAUAGGGCAGAACCUGCUGCCUGGGGGGAAGUCUGUCAGUGACCGGCUGAACCGCGUGCUGUCGGUGGACCUGGACCAGUGGAGCUCCCCAAGUGACGUGAUAUGCACAGAAUGUUUCCACCUGUUGGGCCGCAUUGAGUACCUGGAGGUCCUUUUACAGGAUACAACUAGUGACGUUAUUAACAAGUUUUUGAUAACUUGCGGCCAGUUCGGCCUGCAGUACCGGCUAAAGAAGUCUCGCACAUACAACACGGAUGUCUCGGCGGAGAACCUGACGGUGGCCGCCGAGAACCUCACGCCGGUGGCUGAGAACCUGACGACUGUGGCCGAGAACCUGACGACGGCGGCGGCCAGCUCGUCCGUGGGCGCGGCGCCCAUCUGCCAGUGGUACUCGAGUCCGGCGCUGCUCCAGUCGAGCGCCAGCGGAACGCUGCCCACCACCACCUCCAGCGCCACCCAGCUGGGCCUGCUGCUCUCCGACACGGUGUACCUGCCGGAGGCGCACCGGACCGGCACCACCUCACUGCUGGCCACACUGCCGGCCGAGGCGUUCUGCCUCGACUACAGCGCCAACCCGCCGGGGCCCAUCAACAUGACGGCCGAGAUGCUGUCUUCGGCCGAGAGCGGCGCGCCGCCGGCCGACACGCCGCCCUGCUCGGCGGCCGGGGAGCGCGGCGGCCAGUACCCGGCGCCGGCCGGCGGCCCGGCGUACGGCCGCGCCGGCCAGUUCACCACCCUGCAGCCGAUGGCGGCCGCCGCGCCGGCCGUGGUGUUCUCACAGCAGACGGCCGCCGACUGCUGCGAGACGGCCACCUCCGGCACCCAGACCGCGCCGCAACACCAGCAGCAGAUGCAGCAGCAACAGGGACAGCAGCAUCAGCAGCAACAACAAACACAGCCACAGCAACAUCAACAACAGCAGCACCAACAUCAACAACAGCAGCACCAACAUCAACAGCAGCAUCAGCAGCAGCAACAUCAACAACAACAGCAACAGCAACAACAGCAACAACAGAGGCAUCAGCAGCAACAACAACAUCAGCAACAGCAGCAACAUCAACAGCAGCAGCAGCAGCAGCAGCAGCAGCAGCGCCAUCAAGAGGUGCAGCAGCAAGAACAGCGGUUACACGCUGGCUUGGCGCAGCGAUCCGAGCUCUACUCUCAUCAGCCGCAGCCAGUCCAGUCGACCGGCAUCCAGACUCACCAGUACUCGCAUCAGCCACAGAUACAACGGACGCAGGCUCAGCACCAGCAUCAGCAGCACAAGCAGCUGCCUCAUCAGUCGGAGCAGUCGCAACAGCAACAACAACAACAACAACAACAACAGCAAUCUCAGCAUCAGCACCAGCAACAGCAGCAAACAACUCAACAUUCCCAGCAACAACAGUUGUCUCAGCAGCAGCAGCAACAGCCACAACAGCAAUCUCAGCAACAUCAGCAGCAGUCUCAGCAGCAGCAACAGCCACAACAGCAAUCACAGCAACAUCAGCAGCCGUCUCAGCAGAUACCUCAGCAACACCAGCAGUCCCAGGCGCCGCCCGCGUGUCCGCGCGGCGCCAGCUGCCCCCACCAGUGUGUGCUGUGCCCCGACUGGCCGGGGCUGGCGGCCGACCAGCGGCUGCGGCUCGGCGUAGUACUGGCCGGCGGCGCGCUGGCCUGCUUCUACUGCUGCCAGCGGGCGGACGGCUGGGACGCGCUGGCCGGCCACGUGCGCCGCCAGCACCGGCCGGCACUGCGGCUGGACACGGCGCUGGUGGCCGGCCGGCAGACCCAGUACAAAAUGGGACUCCAGCUGGACGCCGUCGAGCCCACAGAGUGGAACGGUCUGACGGCGGCCGGCGCCCAGCCCUUCGUCUGCGUCCACUGCGACGGCCUCUACAAGACAGAGCGCUCCCUCAAGAACCACUUCCGCGAGCACCACACGCCCAACCUGACGUUUCGGUGUGCCGACUGCGGCGAGCUGUGUCGGCGCUACAUCGACCUCUCGCGCCACCGGCUCUACCGUUGCCAGUUCAGGAAGCAGCCCACACGGCCGCCGGCCAAACGGACGGCCCGGGGACGGCGCGCCGGCCGCGGCGGGCGCUCGGCAGCCGCCCACCGGUCGGCGGAGGGGGCCGCGGGUGGCGGGGGGCCGGCGGAGGGUGUCACUGGGGGUGGAAGAGGUAUAGAGGAAGGACCCAGUGAGGACGGCAGGGGAUCGGCAGCCGUCUCCGACUCCGGUGCGCCGGCGCCGGACUCGCAGACGGCCGCCGAGCCGGUGCCGCUGCCCGAGCCUGUCGAGUACGACGUGCUCGACAGCGGCGACCAGUGUCUGCCCAUAGACCUGGCCAGCACCAGCUGUGAUAGCCUCUACGGCAUCGACUACACGGCCGACAAAAAGAAAUACAACUUCGAGCUAGUGCCAAUGUGAUCCUUAUUUGUUUUAUAGCCAGUGUAUUUUGUAUUUAUUAUUGUGCGGAAAUAUAUGUGUUUUGUUGUACCUUA